Tinamus guttatus (white-throated tinamou) is the source of this 354-nucleotide messenger RNA. Its product is annotated as scale keratin. Gene Ontology annotation, cellular component: intermediate filament. Lineage: Eukaryota; Metazoa; Chordata; Aves; Tinamiformes; Tinamidae. Gene Ontology annotation, molecular function: structural constituent of cytoskeleton. The record is from RefSeq and is a predicted model, not a curated record.
AUGUCCUGCUCCGACCUGUACCCUGCGGCCACCGGCAUCGCCGUCCCGCAGCCCAUCGCUGACAGCUGCAACGAGCUGUGUGUCCGCCAGUGCCCCGACUCCACGGCCCUCAUCCAGCCGCCCCCCGUGGUGGUCACCUUCCCCGGCCCCAUCCUCAGCUCCUUCCCACAGCAGGCCGUGGUGGGCUCCUCUGGAGCUCCUGCCUUUGGUGGUUCCUUGGCUUCAGGGGGAUUCCUCACCUCUGGGAGCCUCUACAAUCCUGGCACCACCCUCAGCUAUGGAUCCAGAGCUUCUGAACUUUCUGGGCUUGGUAGUGGAUUCUGCAUCCCGUCCACUUCUCGCUGGUUCUUCUGA